Molecule: messenger RNA, 1758 nt
Organism: Hippopotamus amphibius kiboko
Lineage: Eukaryota; Metazoa; Chordata; Mammalia; Artiodactyla; Hippopotamidae
Gene: MEIOSIN
Product: meiosis initiator
Exons: 14
Coding region: 1-1758 (585 amino acids)
Molecular function (GO): protein dimerization activity
Source: RefSeq, a predicted model, not a curated record
AUGUGGGAUUCCAUCAAGCACUCGUGUUCCCCUGAACAGCCCAGAACCAACUCCCUGGGUCCCAGCGACAGGAGGCAGAGGAAAAACCACACCAGCAAACUGCAAGAGCUGGCAUUGCUGCUACCCGUGGCCCUGAAGACUGGUACCAAGAAGCUCACCAAGAAGGAGAUUCUGCUGCACGUCCUGCACUACAUUUACUACCUCCAGAGAAGCAUCAAUGUGGCCAAGGCCUUGCUCAAAUUCCACACCACCGAUGGGGAAGGUGGACUUGGGGGGCUGGGUCGGACCCCCACCUCAGGCCCAGGAAAGCGGAGACACUCCACCCCGUCCAGCUCCCCACACUCUCAUAAGUCCCGUCUUCGGGGAGCCUGCCGGAAACCUCGUAAGAAGAAGCUGGCCCGAGCAUCAGAACGUCAGACCCGAGUCCAGAACCCUCGUCGCUGUUUGGCCCUGGACAAGCCUGAGAAGCAGGCAACCCCAUCCCCAGACCAGAGAGGAGGAAACAUGGUGGGGACCACCACCCCUCCAAGAUGCCUCUACUCCUGCAGUCACACCAAGGCUGUGAUAUCCCCAUCUCAAGGUGACAGAAAAGGAGGAAGAUCCUGGCCAACACCGCUGGAGAUGGCUGAGAACAGCAUCCACUGUGACAUCUCAACUUCUGAUAGGGAUGUGGGAUUCCAGAAACCCAUAGGCUGCUGUUGCAAAAAUGGUGCCCAGGAUGCGGGGCCUUACCCUGCCUCGGAGGCUCAACACGGGGUUGAGAGGAUCCAUUUUCUUAGCAGGGCCCAGUUCUGUCCCAGGCAGAAACUGGUGUUCUACAAUUCCAGCGAGGAGUCCCCAGAUGCUGACCCUUGGCUUCCUGCCUGGACCCUAGAGGACAGCCCCCAUGGGAGCCCACUGGACUUGGGACCUCCUCAGAUUGACAACUGGAAUGCAACAGGCCACCCGAGCGAGAUCCUAGGGCUCAGCCCCUCCUUCUUCAGCUCCCCAGGGAAACUGCUGCCAGAACAGAUCCUGGAGGAUGGCAGUGAGUACCUGACCCAAGCUCUCUUUGAAGAAGGAUUCUUAGAUCCUGCGUCUUCAUCUUCUGCGUGCAUGCUCGAGGGACCACUGAGGAAGGACACACCCCCAGAGGCCCCCGAAGACCCUCCCAACCCCCACAGCCAGUGCCAGUCCUCGGUCUCCCUGGACCACUGCUACCUCUCACUGAGUGAGAACAGCAAGGCACCGUCCAGCCCCAGCUCGGAGGACACGGACACGGACACGGACACGGAGUCAGUGUGCAGGCAGCAGGAGGACACUCAGGCCGACCCCGAGGGCCUGCAGUCCUCAAGCGACCAGGACGGGGACUACACGUGGACCCCCACCCGGCAGGCCUCAGCCUCGCCUGCAGUCAGGAGGAAGACCAGGAAGGGCCGGGUGGGCAGGGGCCCCUUGAAGCCCAAGCAGAGCAAGAAAGCCCUCUGCCCCACCCAGAUGAAGAAGAAGUGUGUCAACGGCUUCAUCAUGUUCUGCAGGAUGAACCGGAAGCAGUACAUCCGAGCCUGCCCUGGGACUGCAUCCACGGCUGCCACCAAGGAGCUGGCCCAACUCUGGCGGGUGAUGACCCUGCAGGAGCGGAGACCGUAUUGCAUCAAAGCACGCAGGUUCAGCCGCCAGCACAACCGCGUCGUGAAGCAAGAGAGCUCCAGCAGUGAGGACGAGGACUGGGAGACCCCCAAGCCCUUCUACCAGCUGCUGGCCGAGAAGGUCUGCUGA